AUGGACAGGAAAAAAGACACAGCCAAGCCUGUUUUCUUGGUGAUGGGCCUCAGUGUCGGCGGAAAACCCCUUGACCCCAUUGACGCACUCAGUUGGGAUUCCAAGAAGAUUGUUGAAUGGAUCGAGUCCGUUGUUGACAGAGCAAACAAACAAAUUUCGCCAAAGGUCCCUAAAGAUGGUGGCACUACCAAGCCAACAGAUCCGCCAGUCGAGGAUCCUCCAGGUCCAAGUGAUCCAGUUUUCCCGGCGGUGAAGCUUGAUAGCGGGCAGAUCACCAUGAUCAACAAGAUGGCCGAGUACAUUUAUGAUCUCAUGUUAGCAGGCAAACUUUACUUGGGCACAGAAGUCAGCUUGGGUCCGGCCCAUCACUUCUCACGUGUCCUCCGACGCGGUGGGAAAAAGGCCUUUAACGCAAAGGAAGAGGUAUGGGUAGGCCUCAAGUUUCGCAACUUGUACGAUGUUCUCGGCGUGUUUCUCAUGGUCGUCGGUAUCAUUCAGUCAACUUCUACCAAGGCCAACUUCUUCGUUCCCUUGACUGCCAUGUACGCCAAGUGGUGCUCAAAGCUAGGUGGUCACGCCGAUGACGUGAAACCCGACAAAACUGCUACAGAGCGUCCUGGGCCGUGGCCGACUGUCUAUCAGUGCACAUGGCUCGCUCCUAAAACUGCAAGAACCCAGGGUGGCUUCAAGUUCGAAUUCUGUCUAGGAACUUCGUUUGGAGGCUGUGACUUUGAUAGAGAUGUACCUGGUGUUGAUCUGGACUGGCGUUGGAGGCUCCGGAGUGAACGCGUGGACAUGCUCCGAGAGGCUGGUGCAUUUGAUGCAAAAAAAUACAACAAAGCCGGUAAGCUGGUGGACCCAGAACCAGUUGGCAAUACAGGCUGGGGCAACUGCGGUGAAGCGUAUCCUUUUGCGACCAUGUUCAGGUAA
Fusarium pseudograminearum CS3096 is the source of this 930-nucleotide messenger RNA. RefSeq lists its product as uncharacterized. NCBI's taxonomy places the organism in Eukaryota, Fungi, Ascomycota, Sordariomycetes, Hypocreales, Nectriaceae. The record is from RefSeq and is a predicted model, not a curated record. The transcript has 3 exons. The coding region runs from base 1 to 930 and encodes 309 amino acids.